Nymphalis io (European peacock) is the source of this 499-nucleotide messenger RNA. Its product is annotated as chorion class CA protein ERA.1-like. NCBI's taxonomy places the organism in Eukaryota, Metazoa, Arthropoda, Insecta, Lepidoptera, Nymphalidae. The coding region runs from base 26 to 478 and encodes 150 amino acids. Gene Ontology annotation, cellular component: egg chorion. The transcript is spliced from 2 exons. The record is from RefSeq and is a predicted model, not a curated record. Gene Ontology annotation, molecular function: structural constituent of egg chorion. Gene Ontology annotation, biological process: multicellular organism development; chorion-containing eggshell formation.
GCGUUUAACUUUAUUCGAAUUCAAAAUGUCGUCUUUUGCUUUCUUAUUCCUUUGCGUCCAAAUCUGUUUGGUUCAGAAUGUGUUCAGUCAAUGCUUGGGCGCUGGACCACUUGGCCCUGGUUAUGGUUACGGACCUGGUGUUGCUCCAACAGUUGCAACUGGCUUAGCUGGCCCUUAUGGCUUGGGGGCUGGUCUAGCAGCUUCACCGUUCGGCUUAGCACCAACCGCCCUUGAAUUGGGUGCUCCUGGACCAUACGGCUUCGCUCCAGCUGCUAUUGAAAUAGCGGCUGGAUAUGGUGGCACUGGUAUUGGGGAUGUUGCUGUUGCUGGUGAAAUGCCAGUCGCUGGUACCACUGUUGUUGCUGGACAGGUUCCCAUACUCGGCGCUGUGCGUUUCGCUGGUGAAUUGCCAGCCGCUGGGACCGUCUCCAUCGCUGGUAGUUGCGGAUGUGGUUGUGGCAGUCCAUACUAUUACUGAAAUUAUUUAUAAAAAACAUAU